ACACUGAAAAGUGAGUUUCGCUUCCGCAAUUAUUCAUAUUUGAAUUUUUGUAUAAUUCUACAGUCUUGUAAAUAAUUGUUUUUUAUCUAACUCUGACUUGCAUACUAAAAUGCUGGAACCUGUGAUGCAUAUUCUCAAACAAAAAAAUAUUAUUCUGGCAAGUGGGUCUCCCAGGCGAAAAGAACUCAUUGAAAACAUUGGUCUUAAAGUCAGUUUGUGUCCAUCACUUUUUGAGGAAAAUUUGGACCCGAAAAGCUUUGCCACUUUUUCAGAGUUUGUUGAGGAAACGGCCUUGCAGAAAGUGCUUGAAGUUGACGAUAGACUAAAAAAUCAGUCCCACAAACCUGAUGUCGUUAUCGGCGCCGAUACAAUGGUCACCUUAGAUGGUGAAUUGUUUGGUAAACCAACAACAGAGUUAGAUGCAUUUCAGAUGUUAAGAAGACUGUCAGGUAGAACACACACUGUUUACACUGGAGUUGUUGUGAAGUCAUUUGAUGAAAUAGUUAAGUUUACAGAAAAGACAAAUGUUGUGUUUGGAGAAAUGGAUGAUGAGCAGAUCCGAGGCUACAUUGCUACUGGUGAACCCAUGGACAAAGCAGGUGGUUACGGAAUACAAGGAGUUGGUGGAACAUUUGUUGAGAGAGUAGAAGGUGAUUAUUUUACAGUUGUGGGAUUGCCACUGUAUAGAUUAUGCUCAGUUUUGUACAAUAUGUUCAAACAUCAGAAAUAAAUAAAUAUAAUUAAACCAAUAGUGGUACAACUCAUAAAACUAGUCAGAAAGAUUCAAACAUUCCUUGUUACUGAACUCUGUCACUAGAUGGUGUUGUUAUAUUAUAUAUUAUCAUAUAUUAGUCAUGUUAAUAAAGUGUUUUAAGAAUAGUAUGAUGUAAUAUAGUAGUAAUAGCAUAACUGGUGAAGCUGUAAAUUACUACUGGGAGCACAAUUCAGUUACAAAAAAGGCAUAACCAAAGGAAGUCAUCACCAAAGCCGAAUUAUCCUAGUUCCUAUUAAUGGUAACCAUAGCCAUAGUUCAAAUGAUAUUUACAAUACAAUGUGAUGCUGCCAAGCUUUCCUAAAAUAUACUUAGAAUUGUACAGAA
Molecule: messenger RNA, 1099 nt
Organism: Papilio xuthus (Asian swallowtail)
Lineage: Eukaryota; Metazoa; Arthropoda; Insecta; Lepidoptera; Papilionidae
Product: septum formation protein Maf
Exons: 4
Coding region: 110-730 (206 amino acids)
Molecular function (GO): nucleoside triphosphate diphosphatase activity
Source: RefSeq, a predicted model, not a curated record